AUGGCGAACCAGACUCCGGCCGUUGUCAUGGACAAUGGCACCGGCUUCUCCAAGCUCGGUUUUGCCGGAAAUGACUCGCCCUCUUUCGUCUUCCCGACCGCCAUCGCCACCAAGGGCGGAGCCGGCGCUGUUGCUGGUUCUGGCUCUGGCCGACCCGCCGUGGCUAACAAGCCGACCUUCCUCACCGGCGGUACUGGUGCCGGUAACCUUAGUGCCAAGCGCGGAACUGAGGACCUCGACUUUUUCAUUGGUGACGAGGCCAUCAGCGCGGCACAGGGACCUGGCUACGGGAUCAAUUAUCCUAUUCGACAUGGUCAAGUUGAGGACUGGGACCACAUGGAACGGUUCUGGUCCAACUCGAUAUUCAAGUACCUCCGCGUCGAGCCCGAGGAUCACUACUUCCUUCUAACUGAGCCGGUAAGCUACUCGUUGCUCUUCAUCGAGUCUGUGAACGUGCUGACCGAUUCAUGUGCGAAGCCUCUGAACCCCCCCGAAAACCGAGAGAACACGGCUGAGAUCUUCUUCGAGUCGUUCAAUUGCGCGGGUAUGUACAUUGCCGUCCAGGCUGUAUUGGCUCUGGCAGCUUCGUGGACCUCGUCCAAGGUCACCGACCGAUCGCUCACGGGUACCGUCAUCGACUCUGGUGACGGUGUCACGCACGUCAUCCCCGUCGCCGAGGGCUACGUUAUCGGAUCCUCGAUCAAGUCAAUCCCCAUUGCCGGCCGAGACAUUACCUACUUUGUGCAGUCGCUCCUCCGAGACCGAGGUGAGGCCGACUCAUCUCUCAAGACGGCCCAGGAGAUCAAGGAGGACUACUGCUACGUGUGCCCCGACAUCGUCAAGGAAUUUGCCAAGUACGACCGCGACAGGAGCCGCUUCGCCAAGCACGUGGUCAAGCACCCCAACGGCCGCCAGGUCUCGGUCGAUGUCGGCUACGAGAGAUUCCUUGCCCCAGAGAUCUUCUUCAACCCAGAGAUCUACAGCUCCGACUUCUUGACGCCCCUGCCUACCGUUGUCGACGGCGUCAUCCAGCAGUCACCCAUUGAUGUGCGCCGUGGACUGUACAAGAACAUUGUCCUGUCGGGUGGCAGCACGCUGUACAAGGACUUUGGCAGGAGGUUACAACGAGACAUCAAGCACCUGGUAGACACGAGGAUCCGCGCCAGCGAGGUACGCAGCGGCGGUGCGAGGAGCGGCGGUCUUGACGUGCAGGUCAUAACCCACAAGAGGCAGCGUCACGGCCCGUGGUUUGGCGGUAGUCUUUUGGGCCAGACGCCCGAGUUCCGCUCUUACUGCCACACAAAGCAAGAGUACCAAGAGUACGGACCGAGCAUCGUGCGGAGGUUUGCUCUUCUGGGUGGACCCGGUGGUUCUUAG
Molecule: messenger RNA, 1377 nt
Organism: Geosmithia morbida
Lineage: Eukaryota; Fungi; Ascomycota; Sordariomycetes; Hypocreales; Bionectriaceae
Product: actin-related protein 3
Exons: 6
Coding region: 1-1377 (458 amino acids)
Biological process (GO): Arp2/3 complex-mediated actin nucleation
Cellular component (GO): actin cortical patch; Arp2/3 protein complex
Molecular function (GO): actin filament binding
Source: RefSeq, a predicted model, not a curated record